Schizophyllum commune H4-8 is the source of this 3195-nucleotide messenger RNA. RefSeq lists its product as uncharacterized. Gene Ontology annotation, biological process: endosome organization; vesicle-mediated transport; intracellular protein transport. The transcript has 9 exons. Gene Ontology annotation, cellular component: endosome; HOPS complex. Bases 1 to 3195 code for a protein of 1064 amino acids. Gene Ontology annotation, molecular function: protein binding; protein-macromolecule adaptor activity. The record is from RefSeq and is a predicted model, not a curated record. NCBI's taxonomy places the organism in Eukaryota, Fungi, Basidiomycota, Agaricomycetes, Agaricales, Schizophyllaceae.
AUGGCCACUCCAACCUCAGCUGCCCCUGCGCCUUGGCGUCAAUUCCCCUUCUUCGAGCCGGUGCCGAUCAAGGACGUGAACGACCUGGAUAGUCCACCUGCAGUCUUCAAGGUGCGCGGCUUCACAAUGGCCACCCCCCAUGAACUGUCUACAAUAGUCUCCUCUACUGCCGGACUGCUCGUCGCAGACAUCCAUGGCAGUGUUCACGCCCUCAACCAAGACUUCGAGUCGUACAUGAGCUGGGUCGCGCACACCAGCGGACGCGUUACGCAUAUGGUCGAGCGGAAGGGCGUGCUGGUCACUCUUGGGGAAGAAGAUUCCGUACGCGCUCCCCUCCUCAAGAUCUGGGACCUGCAGAACACGGACAAGCGCACAGGCGCCCCCAUCCUUCUUCGCUCCACCAAAGUGAACGUCGGCAACCGCAUGCAUCCCAUAUCUACAGUUGCCCUGACCGCCUCCCUAUCCCACCUCGCAAUCGGCCUCGGCGAUGGGACUGUCCUCCUGUAUCGCCAUCUCGACCAGUCCCUCGCAUCGUCUGCAUCUCUCACCUCCGUACCGAAGCCCAAAACGGUCCACGAGUCACCCGCCGAACCGGUCACUGGGUUGGGCUUCGCAGAACCGACGGAUGAACACCCGCAGACGCACCUUUUCGUCGCGACGACCAACCGCGUACUCGCGUAUCAGGUAUCCGGGCGCGGAAGUGGGGGUCCCGCGACGGUGGUGAAUGAGAUCGGGUGCGGGCUUGGGUGCACGACUAUGGACCGAGCAGCGCGCGACCUCGUCAUCGCGAGGGACGAGGCCAUCUAUGUCUGCGGAACCGAAGGAAGAGGAAGCUCAUACGCCCUCGAGGGGCGGAAGCUGUCCCUCGGCGCCCAUGGCGGAUACCUCGUCAUCGUAUCACCCCCAUUCUCCCCGUCCGCCUCUGCCCCCUCGGCAACUGUACGCAACUUCUACGCGCGAAAUGCCGCUGCGGGAGAAACGGACGUUACUAAGGUCACCUUGUUCGACGCUGAGAACAAGGUCGUUGGCUUCUCGCAGGCCUUCCCUCAGGGCGUUCGGGAAGUUUUCUCAGCAUGGGCCAACGUCUAUGUGCUCGGCAAUGACGGCUCGGUCACACAUCUCGAGGAGAAGUCAACGUCCGAAAAGCUCGACAUGCUGUAUCGACGCGGCUACUACCCUCUAGCUUUGGGCAUUGCCAAGACGCAGCAACUCGACGACGCCAGCAUCGCAGACAUCCAUCUGAAGACCGCCGAUGCGUUGUACAACAAGAAGAACUACGACGACGCGCUCACGCACUAUGUGCAGACCAUCGGCCACGUACAGCCCAGCUAUGUCAUUCGCAGGCUCCUCGACGCCCAGCGCAUUCACAAUCUCGUAACCUACUUACAAGAGCUGCACUCUCAUGGUCUAGCCAACGCCGACCACACGACCUUGCUGCUGAACACCUACACCAAACUCAAGGAUGUCGCGCGCUUGGACAGCUUCAUCAAGACCGAGUCGCGCCGGAAUGCAGAGGACUCGGACGAGUUGCCGUUCGAUCUGGAGACUGCGAUUCGCGUCUGCCGGCAGGCAGGGUACUUCGAGCACGCAUCGUACUUGGCGAAGAAGUACGACCGGCAUGAGGACUACUUGCGGAUACAGGUCGAGGACGCGGCGAACUAUCGGGAGGCGCUGCAGCAUUUGAGGAAGUUGGGCGCGGACGCAGCGGAGAGCAACCUCGCGCGGUAUGGGCGUGCUCUGCUGGCGAACUUGCCGGACGAGACGACCAAGCUGUUGAUUGACCUGUGCACCGGCAUCGACACGCGGCUGGACGAUACCGAAGAGAACUCGCCGUCGUCUAUCAAGGCGCCCGCGCCAUCAUAUCUCUCCUACCUCGCGCUCAAGCGCGAUAGUGUGCUCCCGCCGUCUCCGGAGUCUACCGUAGCACCGACGCCCUCCGUAAAGACCGCAAGGCCGGGCGAUUCCUUCUCCAGGCAAGGCUCUUACCAUGGCCGCUCCCAAUCGCAGGCAUCGACGCGCACCUCGACGCCACCGCCGGCGCCUCCCAAGCCCUCUCUGCCACCUAGCGUCAAGCGUAUCUCUCCGCGACUCUACUUCGCCCACUUCGUCGAUCAUAUGGAGCAGUUCGUCGUGUUCUUGGAGACGGUGGCUCUGCGGCGAUGGGGACAGACGGUCGAUCCGGACCAGUCGCCACCCUCCUUAUCCCCCGAGCCACCCGCGGAUGAACAAGCAGACCAUCGGGAUCAGGUCGCGGUGUGGAACACUCUCCUUGAGCUUUACCUUACGCUUUCCGGGACGGGUGUUGGUGGGACCAGCGAGGGCGCGGACUCGUCUGAGAGGCAACAAGCUCUGCGCGAUAAGGCACUCCGCUUGCUCAAGAGCGAGACCAUACCGUACGACUCCACGCACGCCCUCAUCCUUUGCUCGAGCAGAGGCCACACGGAGGGCCUGGUACUCCUCUGGGAACGCGCGGGCAUGUACGAGGACGUGCUGCGGUUCUGGAUGGACCGCGACGCGAUGGACGCCCCCGGGGCGUCCGCCGAAGUCGUGCGCUGCCUGCAGCAGUACGGCCCGGCGCAUCCGCACCUAUAUCCACUCGUCCUGCGCUUCCUGACGAGCGCCCCCGCGCUGCUAAGUCGGCACGAGACAGACGUGCGCGACAUAAUUGAGCGGAUCGACGCAGAGGGUGUGUUGCCGCCGCUUGGCGUGGUGCAGAUCUUGAGUCGGAACGGGGUGGCCAGCGUAGGGUUGGUGAAGGAGUGGCUGAUGGGGAAAAUUAAGGAUGCGAGGGGCGAAAUUGAGACGGACAAGGAAUGGAUCAACUCAUACAGGCUCGAGACGGCGACGAAGCUUCGUCAAGUCGAAGAUCUCUCGGACCCGGAGCAUCCUCAAAUAUUCCAUGUCACGACGCGGCGCUGUACUCAGUGCAGCGGGCAGCUCGACUUGCCUAGUGUGCACUUCAUGUGCAACCAUAGCUAUCACCAAAGAUGCCUUCCCGAGAACGAGACUGAAUGCCCGGCAUGCGCGCGGGAACACGGCGUCAUCCGGGAGAUUCGAAGGAACAACGAGCGGCUGGCUGACCAGCACGAUGUAUUCCUGUCGGAGGUCGUCGAAGGAGGGUUUGACGCGAUCGCUUCGGGAUUCAGUAGGGGUGUAUUGAAUAUGCCCCGCGUCAACGAGGCCGUGGCUGGUUGA